GUGAGGUGUGUCAUGUGUGUGUUUCUCCAUUUAUUUUAUAACUUUAUUUUGCGAUAAAGAAGAAUGCAUGUUUUAAUCGGUGAUCACAAACUCCAGUAAGACAUCAGAGGACAUGAAGAUAUGGAACUGAUGCAGUGACAGGUGUGGUGUGGUGUCAGUUAUUACAAUAUAACAAUGAGAGCGGACUGGGGCUCCCAGUUUGUGAACCGAGAGGCGCUUGUGUUCCUGUGUAUCAACUACGCGUUCUUCUCUGUUGUCGUCCUCUCAUUCAUCCUCUUCAUGAUCAUCCUGACGCACACUUCGUCCACUGAGGACGACCUCAUGACCUCUCUCGCCAUCAUGUCAACGUGCUUCGUCUUCAUUGACCUGAUCGUGGCAAACUUUCUCAUUCAAACCAUAAAUAUGAACAUGGAAGUGAAAUUGUUGGUUUAGAAACUGGGGUUUUAUUUUUUGAAUAAUUGAUAACUGAAAUGAAAUAACAUUGUUCAUAUAUUGGUGAAAGUGAAAAAAACAUAUCUUUUUCAUUUUGUUUUUUAAUGUACAGUAUUUGGAUGUAUAUUAAUAUUAGGACUAAAUAACUGAAAACACUGGUACUUUUGACAGUUGCCAGGAAUGAUUAGUUGUCUUUGACACCCAAUAGCCAGUGUGUACUUUUUUGUUCUGGAGUGUCGUUAAACAUUCAUUCAUUGAUGAUUAGUAGUGGGUGAAGGACAUCGACGACUAACCUAACCUGUAGAAGCAUUUGAUUUUUUUCGUCAAGUGUUUUUAAGAGUUAGCUCCCUUGGUAUGAUUUUCACAAUGGCCAUGAACAGAAAGGGUCCAACAAAACUGAAGUUAGAGCCGUCCAACAACACUGGCGUGAUGUGCUUUGCGAAGGAUGCUUCGUUUAGUGAUCUCUCAGAUCCCUUGAAAACUCCCAUCAGUCCCAGCUCCAUGUUCACGCGGGCUAAGCUGAAAAACAUCCCCCACAGUAUUAUCAACUCCAUACUGUUCUGCCACUGGGAUAACAUCUUAGGUCCAAGACUGGAGUAUGCCUGGUUCAUAGAUGGCCGAUCGGAACCCGAAGACUAUGUGUUGAGACAUGUCUGUCUGCAGGUUUUGAGUGGGGAGAUCUGUAGAAACCCUCAACUGUGCCAUAUAGAUUACAAACUGUACGACCUUGCUGAAAAGGGCAUCAUUGUCCCUUGUUUUGUGUUUUCUGCCAGGAAGGACUUCAGUGUUGUUAUUCACGCCAUUGCUCUGGUGAUACCGGCACCUGAGCUCAACGUGUAUCUCAAGUGGCACGGACUCAUACAGUGCUGGUUGACUAGAAUUAUUGCCAAAUUUAGAAUACUCUUAAACAAGCCCAACUAUCCUAAUGGUGGACUAGAAGAUUGUUCUAUUUGGCUGACAGAGUUUUUAGAAAUGUUAUGUUCCCUGCAUGAAGCAGGUCUUCCACAGAUCAUCAGAUUAGUAGAUACAGGUUUCUCGCCAUCUCAUUAUCUUGAACACGACUUCCUUCACCGUGCCAUUUCUUCUCAUCUGAUGACCUUCGGUAGGAGUCUGGUCAUUGGGUCAAUUCCAGAUAGAGUUAAUCUAGUCAUAUCUACUCUAGCUAUGUUUAAUAGUGAAGCAGAGCGUGCAAUAUCAAGAAAAGUACCAACAACUCCUGACAAACAGUGGGCCUAUCACCAUGACAUCAGCAUUCAAGGCAUUCUUAAGUUUCCAGACGGCUCUUUCAGUGUGCCGAUUAAGGAAAUCCUGUGCAGUAAGUACCCUUCGACUAUCAUUGACAUUCAGAACCGAGAUGUUCGCCAGUCGCCGUUCUGCCAGUGUCAUCAUGUCCAUAACUUUGAGACACUCAAGGAUGAACUCAUCUGUGUCCAUUACAACCACGAGCAGGAAAUCAAUGUCAGUGCAGCCUUGGAAGCUGUUAACUAUCCCGACACCAUUGUUCUUAAUUUUAUGGAUGAGAUUGUCAAGCUGCCUGCUGUGUAUGGUGUGCGGGAUGCUUACAUUGCUCACUUCAUGAGACAGCUGUCCAGGAGAGCUGUGUGUCUUAUUAAAUAUGUGGAACAAGAAACUCGCAGAGGAAUGGUUCCACUGAAGGGAGGUUUGAAAAGACUGAAACUCGACUUGUCUCUCAUUCCUGAAGGCAAUUUCCGCAUUGUGAUUGCUGCUGCGGAGAAACUGAAACCAGGGAUCUAUCAUUUCCUACUGGGCGAUAGAAAAUACGACCUCGAACACCAUCUUAACAGUGAGGAUGCCAUGUGAUGUGGAGUCAUGUGUUACUCAUACUGAGGAAUUAAUAGUGCUAGUGUAUGGGGAUAUUUCACACCCUAAGCAGGUUUCACAGGCACAGCGGAAGUAGACAUUGAGAGGGCUGACUGAGAUUGAAGGUGCAAAGCAAAGUCUUUAAGGGGUUCGGGGGUAUGCUUCCCCAUAAAACUGUACAAAUUAGAUGUCCUGAAAUGCAAAUUCCUGCAUUCGACAAGUAAAAUUCAUCUCUGCCUUACGAUUUACAUGUACUACCAAUAAUAUUUUUUAUUUAGAAUUAUUGGGGGGACUAGAGCCUCCUGCUCUGCUGUACCUGCUUCAGAUUUGCCCUUCAGGCUUUCUGCCAAAACUUAAUUUGAGGGUACUUGAUAAAAAUCAGACCGACCAUUCUAGGUGGUUAUAGUUUCAUGUACAUGCAGGGGUGGCACAGUGUAAAAAAAUUGUUGUACGGCUCAAGGUUUCCAGACUCUUUUCAGGUUCACCUGUGAAGAACAUUUUCACAGAUACAACAAAUUUAACACAUGCAAAAAAAAAAAAAGUUGUACGGCCAUACUGUACCUCUUUAAAAAGUGGUACGGCUAUUGUCGUACUGGCCAUAGUGUCUGCGCUGCCCCUGAUGUGUGUUAACGAACUUAAAAUAGCAGUUCUCUUGCUAUCAUCUGUCUAAAAAUUAUGAAAAUAUAUCCAUUAAUUUCCAAAAUUUUAUUAUCCACAGUUUUACCCUCUGUACCCUCUGACAAAAAGCCUGUCCCUUACAAUAUCUUCAGUUUAUAUUAUUACUCAGGUUUCAAAGUAUUGAAACUUUGUGUAAGCCAUUUCUGAGUUGUAACCCAUUUGAUUUCACAUAACCCAUCACAACUAUGUUUAUGAUGUGCUAAAUUUAAUGUAUAGACAAAAGUUAGGUUACACAAAACUUGUUGCAUAAAUCAGUCUCCACUGUGAGGAUUCGAACCACAGACACUUUAUAUGACAGGCCAGUGCUCUACUAACUGAGAUAAUAGGGAAAAUCACAAUAGGAACCUUUUAUACAAACAUUACUACACAGCCCACCCCCACACCCUACCCACACACAUACACACAAUUUUCAUAGUCCUAGCCAACUGCAUAAAUGGUGUAAGAUGGAAAUAACAGAAUUUUAUGAUGCACGUGUUUGAUUCAAAUCAGGACUGGGCUAUGGGGGGGGGGGGGGGGGGGGGGGGGGGGGGGGGGGGGGGGGGGGGGGGGGGGGAAUUCUAUUGGAAGUUUGCUUUGAGACAGUAAUAUGUUGUGUUUAUAUUUUUUAUGAUGAAAUAUAUGUGUGUGUAAUUGUAUCUGUUUUGUGAUGUCAUUUUGCUUAUGUGGGACACCAAGGAAGAGCAUGUAGUACUUCAAUAUUGUUGUAUGGGAUGGGAUCAUUGGUGGAAAUAUUACAACUGUAAAUUAUGAUGCAUUCUUACCAUUUGAUUGACAGUAAACAUUUGUAUGAAUGCGAUUGGUAGUGUAGUGUAAUUCAGAGUCAAAUCAACUUGGGUGGGUUUUUUUACAUGCUGAACUUAAGGUAUGAAUAUAAUUUGUUGUAUUUUGUAACAAAAUUCAUAUCAUUUUGCCAUUCCUAAAUAUGUAUCGGUAAUAAAAGUAACUCGUGUUCGUGAUCGAUCUCCCAACAGUUUUUGUGAAAGAAUUUUUUUUUAACAAAAAUCCCUAUUAUGCUAUAACUGUUCUGCUUCUUUUAAAUUGACAGUGUCAUGUUUGUCACAAACCGUGGUUACUGACGAAGCCAUGUUAUAAUACCAGGCUGUGUUUGUGGGUGCUGUGGUAUAAUAACUAUGAUGAUUUGUCUUUCACUGAAUUAUUUUUGUCAAAUUGUUUCCAAUAAAAAUGUACCUUACGCAUUGAA
Messenger RNA from Gigantopelta aegis, 4132 nucleotides. RefSeq names its product guanine nucleotide exchange C9orf72-like. Gene Ontology annotation, biological process: endocytosis; autophagy. Gene Ontology annotation, molecular function: guanyl-nucleotide exchange factor activity. The coding region runs from base 787 to 2253 and encodes 488 amino acids. The record is from RefSeq and is a predicted model, not a curated record. Lineage: Eukaryota; Metazoa; Mollusca; Gastropoda; Neomphalida; Peltospiridae. The transcript is spliced from 9 exons. Gene Ontology annotation, cellular component: autophagosome; endosome.